Messenger RNA from Myripristis murdjan (pinecone soldierfish), 3386 nucleotides. It is a transcript of the gene klhl27, whose product is annotated as intracisternal A particle-promoted polypeptide. The record is from RefSeq and is a predicted model, not a curated record. Lineage: Eukaryota; Metazoa; Chordata; Actinopteri; Holocentriformes; Holocentridae. Gene Ontology annotation, molecular function: actin binding. The transcript has 10 exons. Bases 169 to 1989 code for a protein of 606 amino acids.
GUGCAGUCGAUUUAGGGGAAUCGAUUGACAGUUUGCAGAGCGCAGACGCAAUCUGCCAGCAUCCUCAUCUGUAAACUUAUGGGUUCAUGUCAUGUGUCUUCUCACACUGUCUUGUGAUAUGAGGCUGUAGCGGGGAGGGGUUAAGACUGAGCCAGUGGCCCGGCUGCUAUGUCCUCCCCGGGUGCUCCGCCUGCCUCCACCUCUCUCACAGCUCCCGCUGGUGGCGGUGAUGCCCCGACCGCCAUGGCGCCUCAUCCAUCCGAGCAGGCUCUGCUGGCCUCAGACCGCCACGCCAGGCUCAUCCUGGCCCAGAUGAACAAGAUGCGGCUCCGCACAGACUUCUGUGAUGUGGUGCUGCUGGUGGGUGGCCGUGUCUUCAAAGUACACAGGCUGGUGCUCGCAGCCAGCAGCCCGUACUUCUCUGCUCUGUUUGCUGGGGGGAUGAGCGAGGUUGAUAAGGACGAGGUGCAGAUCUUAGGAGUGGAGGCUGAGGUCUUUGAGGUCCUGCUGGAUUUCAUAUACACAGGCAUGAUCAAUGUGACUGUGGACAACGUUCAGGAGCUAAUGGUGGCAGCAGACAUGCUCCAGCUGAGUGAGGUGGUGUCUAUCUGUGGAGAGUUUCUCAAGGGCCACAUGGACCCUUCCAACUGUGUGGGCAUCUUCCAGUUCCUGGAGCAGAUUGCUUGCAUGGACAUGCUGGAGUUCACUGAGAACUACAUCCAUGUUCAUUUCCUGGAGGUGUGUGUUACCGAUGAGUUCUGGGGCCUGUCGAAGGAUCAGCUGGUGAGGUUGCUGCGAAGUGAGGAGCUGAGAAUUGAAGAUGAGUACCAGGUGUUCACUGCAGCCAUGGAUUGGGUUCUCCAAGAUGUGGCUAAAAGGAAGAAACACGUGGUGGAGGUGUUGGAUCCAGUCCGCUUCCCGCUACUUUCUCCACAGAGGCUGUUCAAGUACAUAGAAGGCAUUACCGACUUCAGCCUGCGGGUGGCACUGCAGACUCUGCUGAAAGAAUACACUGAAGUCACCAAGUCUCCCAAAGAAAAUAAGAUGUACAGUCUGUUACAGCCCGCCAAGAUGAGGCCCAGAAGAAAAGCCAGGAAAUACCUCUAUGCCAUAGGAGGCUACACUCGGCUGCAGGGUGGCCGCUGGAGUGACAGCCGGGCGCUGAGCUGUGUGGAGCGCUUCGACUCCUUCAACCAAUACUGGACCACUGUGUCCUCUCUGCACCAGGCCCGCAGCGGGCUGGGGGUCGCUGUACUGGAGGGCAUGAUCUAUGUGGUGGGAGGGGAGAAGGACUCAAUGAUUUUCGACUGCACAGAGAGAUAUGACCCCGUGAUGAAGCAGUGGGCCGCUGUUGCCUCCUUGAACUUUCCUCGCUGUGGAGUCGGUGUCUGCCCCUGCCAUGGAGCUCUUUAUGCACUUGGUGGCUGGAUCGGCUCAGAGAUAGGGAAGACCAUGGAGCGCUACGACCCAGAGGAGAACAAGUGGGAGGUCAUCGGCAGCAUGGCAGUCCCCCGAUAUUACUUUGGCUGCUGUGAGCUACAAGGAUUAAUCUAUGUGAUUGGGGGGAUCAGCGACGAGGGGAUGGAGCUACGUUCGGCCGAGGUAUACGACCCCAUCUCCCGCCGCUGGAGCGCCCUGCCUGUCAUGGUCACACGACGAGCCUAUGUGGGCGUGGCCUGCCUCAACAACUGCAUCUAUGCUGUUGGCGGCUGGAACGAGGCGCUGGGGUCUCUGGAGACGGUGGAGAAGUACUGUCCCGAGGAGGAGAAGUGGGUGGAGGUGGCACCCAUGUCGACGGCGCGGGCGGGCGUGUCAGUGUCAGCAGUCAACGGGCUGCUGUACGCCGUCGGGGGCCGAGCCUCCAGCAGAGACUUCUCAGCACCGGUGACGGUGGACUCUGUGGAGAUCUACGACCCUCACCUGGAUACCUGGACCGAGAUCGGCAACAUGAUCACCAGUCGCUGUGACGGUGGGCUCGCCGUGCUCUGACAGCCGUGAACAUUCAGACACAAACUGCAAACAUCCCAAUGAAUGCCACAAUCCUCCCUGUAUGGUCUUAACUGCUUGGCUGGAGCGAUUUCACCAGCAACCUGUGUUGUUUAACGUACUUCACCACCAUCCAUAAUCUAUCCACAUCCAUGUCCUAUCCUCAGUGAGCCACUGAAAAGAUCUGAGCGUGUUCUUUCAACUGAAGAAAACACAGGAUGGUUUAGAUGGCUUCUCUGUUUUUUCGUCCAUGCCAUUUUACCUCCAUUUCACUUGACAUUUAACCAACAACAAAUCUAUAACUGGAAAACUGCCUCCACUCCAACUGUUACAUGACCCACCCAUAUAUUGUGUUUAUUACCAGUUUACUAAAAAAGAAAAAAGAAAAAAAAAAAAAAAAACAAUAUCAGAAAGAGCAGUUUUCUUCUGUACAUUGUUCUCUUGUGUAUUUGAAGACAAAGGCAUCCUUAUGAUGAAGAUGAUUUUGCACAGCGGAGGAAUACUAUCUUUGAUGGACCAAAGGGUGUUUCAUGUUGAGUGCCAGACUCCUUUGGGACUACAGUCUCUGAAAACAUGUCAUUACUUUGCCGUCAGCAGUUUGCCAGAAUGCACACAAUGAAAAGAUUCACUUAUUGGAUAAGAUGUGAAUGCACUAAGAUUUAUGUCUGAGGUACUUGGGUUGCUACUUUGAGCCUAUUUGAUAAAGGAAGCAAAAUUCUACUGGAUUUUUGUGAUCAGCUUCUCUGGAACAUGAGCUCUGUAAAUCUUGUGGAGUGAAGCACACGACUAAUGUAACAUCAGUACUGUUGUGACUGUUUUCAUUUAACCUCACAGGCUGAUAUUGUACAUAUGUACUUUAAUUGGUGCCUUUUUAGACCGUAUUUAACGCUUAUUCAAUCAAGAGAUGGGUGUUUUUAUCAUUUCACUGAUUGUUGGCACUUGGAACUACUAGAAAGUGCAUUUACAUUUCAGCCCUUUAAUGUGGAGAUGCACAGCACAGCAAUUAAAAGGCAACGCACAUGUACAGCAAUGUGUUUACCUCCUUGUUUUGUGAUAAAUAACAUGUUCCUUCUGCAUCUCAAGCUGAGUGGUGUUGCUGUAGCAGUAGCUCUUAUCAUGUCUAUCCAACAUUGAUGGUGAACAGUAGUAACAGCAUUACCUUUUUCGUUUUCUGAGGACAUUUUUCAAAACUAAUUUUAUGACAUUUGUGCAUGUUGGGUUUGGUAUGAGUGUGUGUUCCCUCUUUUUUUUCAUUGAAGAAGCUUGAUAUAACUGUAAUAACUUGAUAUUGUGAAAUUUUCACAAGUUUUGUUUGGACGUUUUGCACAGCUGUACACAGACUAUCACUCAUCUAACACACUGCAGUGAGGUAAUAAAGAGGAAAGAGUUUACUGUUGAAA